Messenger RNA from Arachis duranensis, 1527 nucleotides. RefSeq lists its product as uncharacterized. The record is from RefSeq and is a predicted model, not a curated record. NCBI's taxonomy places the organism in Eukaryota, Viridiplantae, Streptophyta, Magnoliopsida, Fabales, Fabaceae. The coding region runs from base 1 to 1527 and encodes 508 amino acids. The transcript is spliced from 2 exons.
AUGGGCGCCACCCCGUUCCAUCGAUCCAUCCUCGAGGUCCGGUUGCCGAAGCACUUCGACAAACCAACGGACAUGAGGUAUGAUGGAACCCAAGACCCUCUAGAACACCUCACAGCCUUCGAAGCUAGGAUGAAUCUGGAGGGAGUAGGGGACGAGGUGAGGUGUCGAGCCUUCCCGGUGACUCUGGCAGGACCCGCGAUCAGAUGGUUUAACGGCCUCCCACAGGGAUCCAUCUAUAGGUUUUCGGACGUCAGCCGUGCGUUCUUAGCCCAAUUCACGACACGAAUAGCAAAGGCAAAGCACUCGAUCAACCUCCUUGGGAUAACCCAAAGACACGGGGAGCCGACCAGAAAAUACCUGGACCGGUUCAACGAUGAAUGCUUGGAAAUUGACGGCCUAACCGAUUCGGUGGCCAGCCUUUGUCUGACGAACGGCCUCCUCAACGAGGACUUUCGAAAACACCUCACCACGAAGCCGGUUUGGACAAUGCACGAGAUCCAAACGGUAGCUAAGGAGUACAUAAAUGACGAGGAAGUCAGCCAAGUCGUGGUUGCCAACAAACGACACUCCGGCUACAACCAACCUAGACAGCAAGUUUAUCAGCAGAUUGCCGAGAAAGGAAUCCUGUCGAAGCCCCGACCACUCAAGGACCGUACGGGGGGAAACAAGAACUUUUACUGUGACUAUCACAAGGGCUAUGGGCACCAAACACAGGACUGUUUUGACCUGAAGGACGCACUAGAACAAGCGAUAAGGGAGGGUAAGCUAACAGAAUUCUCCCAUCUUAUAAGGGAGCCGAGGAGGCGUCAUCGCGACCAAGACGAAGAAGGCAAAACCCGGUCGGCAAAGCGGCGACAAGAACCAGAAGAUAGAGACCACGGCCUCACCGUGAUAAAUGUAGUAACAGCCAAAAACGCCGCGCCAAGGUCGCGAUCGGCGCACAAGAAAGACGCCAAAUCCUGGCGGUCUCCUCCUCGCUGGUGUGAAGUUCUAAAAAACCCCUCAUCCAUCUCUUUCGGUCCGGAAGACCAGUGGUUCGAUGAGGCCCCCGAAAACCCACCCAUGGUCAUCACGGCCAGAGUGGAAACCGGCCUCGUCAAACGAAUCCUUGUCGACACGGGGGCAAACUCGAACAUCAUGUUCCGCAACGUGUUCGACGCAUUGGGGCUAAGGGACGCCGACCUAUCGACUCACCAGCACGGGGUCAUCGGGUUGGGCGACCACUUCAUCAAACCUGAUGGAGUAAUAUCCCUACCGGUCUCUGUGGGACAGGCUCAAGGCCGAAGAUCGGCGAUGGCCGAGUUCGUGGUCCUCCAAGAUUCCACGGCCUAUAACAUCAUCUUAGGAAGGAAGACGAUUAAUGAUAUUGAAGCGAUAAUCAACACAAAGCUGAGUCAUGAAGUUUGUUACCGACGAUGGAUCUAUAGGGUCCAUAAGAGGAUACCUCGAGACGGCGGUCACUUGCGACAACGCCAGCCUCUCCCUAAGGAAGAAAUCCAAAGAGGCGUCAGGGGUGUUCCUGGCUGA